GGCAACUCUCUCCAUACACAAACUUGAUUGGUGCUCUUCCAACCACAUUUGCAGCGGGGGUUGAACGAUAGCCAGAGAAACAGAACGGUCAGCUACCAAAUGGCGUCUGCAAACUCCGGCACCCUGUUUGGCGGUGCUGGCUUAGGGGCUGCAACACAACCGGCAACUGCAGUUCCUACAAAUAGUCCAACCAAUCUAUUCGGAAACACACCCAGGCCGAGUCUUACAGGCGGUACUGACUCCGCCAAGCAGUCACAAACGCAGCAGCAAUUCAUACCAGGCUCGAUUCUCGGCCAGGAUCCGACGCAGAGGCAUAUGGAACUCCCAUCCAGUCAAAUAACCCAGCCUGCGUUCUUCAACAGUCUAUUGGAGCGCGGCAAAAAGAGACCGAUCUCUGCCAUCGGCCAAGCUGGCAACUUUGAGGAGCUACCCAGCCUUCAAUUGGGGCUGGACGAUAUCCGCAGAAAGGCCAGAGAACUUGGUGUUGGAGGCUCGAAGGAACUUCAACAACAUGCGCAACACACCAAAGCCCACUAUCUUCUCGCUGGUUCAGGUGUCUCACCAGGCCAUGCCCUGCGGGAUCUCAAAGCUUUAGACCCACAGGCAUUGAUGGCGACAAGUUUGAAAGAACAAGAGCCUUUUGACCCAGACAACCAGAAGUUCCUGAAAAAUAUACAGCAACGUGGUCGUCAGGUCAUGAUUACUGAGAGCCUUUCUAGGGCUCACAGGGACUUUGAUUCUUUUUUGGAGGGAAAAGUAGACAUGGAUUGGGAAGAACAACGACGAAAGAUUUUUCAGCACUUUGGGCUGGCACAGAAGGAUGAUGGCGUCGGUGAUGCAAGAGGUGGCUUUGGACAUUCCAUGGGACGAACCAAGCAGUUUGGCUCAGCAUCUGCUAAUGCUCCUUUGUCUACGGCUCGGAGAAGCGUGUUUGGACGCUCUGCUUUGGAAAAAUCUGUUAUCGGGAUACCUGGUACAGGGACGGCGAGCAUCCAGCUUUUUGAGGAUCAAAUAGACCGCAACGACAGUGUAGGCGGUCACUCCGAUCUUCGCUUUUUACGAGAAAAAAUGGGCUAUUACGCAGACAAAAUCCGGCUAUUUAACUCUGCUAGACUACACACGCGGACCUUCCCUGUCCUCCACGAGUUCUCUGAUGUCGAAGGUCAUGUCGGUGGUGAUGUACCUCGACAACUUUAUGAUGCUUACAGGGCUCUGAUAAAUAUUGUGGGGGAGACCUCAAAUAUGACUAACGCGUCAGACCCAGUUGCACUGAAGGAACGGCAAUUUUCCCAAGAUUAUUUGGAUGAAGUGCCGAGUUCCCGAAGAGCAGUAAGCUUGAGGAAGCGGAUCAUUGAGGGCUCCAGAUCAUUCCUGGAGAAGUUAUUCUACGAUGAGGUUGAAAGUGUGAUCGCCAAAAACCCUCGGGAAGCGCAAGUUGGCGGCAUACCAACCGUGAUCAAUAAAAUCCGUGCUUACAUUCGCCUCAGAGCAGUAAGGAAGGAUCUUGCCCCUGAUGGUACUGAGUUACAGAUGGUUGACCAGGAUUAUUGCUGGAUUCUCAUAUUUUACCUUCUCCGAUGUGGAUUUGUCACAGAGGCUGCGGAGUAUGUGAGCCAGGACCCAGGUUUCCGGUCUUUGGAUCACAAAUUCGUAACCUAUAUGACUACAUAUGCCCAGAACAAACGAUUACCCAGGGACCUACAGCAGAGAAUCAACGGUGAAUACCAACAACGCUCUCGCAAUGCGCCUGACAAUACAGUUGAUCCUUAUCGUAUGGCCUGUUACAAGAUUAUUGGUCGUUGUGAACUCAGCCGCAGGCGAUUAGAUGGGGUCAACCAAAGCGUCGAAGAUUGGAUGUGGCUGCAAUUCAGUUUAGCUAGAGAAGACGAUCGCGCAGAGGAGGUUGCGGGGGAUGUGUUCGGACUCGAAGAUAUACAAAUUGACAUAGCAGAAAUCGGUCAAAGAGUUUUUGGGAAGGGCCAAGAAGGGCCUGGCGGCUAUGGCACCUUCUUUCUCCUGCAAAUUCUUGGGGGUAUGUUUGAGCAAGCUGUCUCAUACCUUGGAUCUUAUGCUCCGAUCACCGCCGUGCAUUUUGCGAUUGCCUUGGCCUAUUAUGGUCUUUUACGUGUGUCUGACUUUUACACCUCGGGCGAGGAGAUAUUAUCCUUCACUGUGAAGCAAUACCCUCAGAUUAAUUUCUGCUAUCUGAUUACACAGUAUACGCGAGAAUUUCGAACAGCAUAUGUUGAAGCAGCAGUUGACUAUUUCUCCCUGCUUUGUCUCAAUGCUGACCUACCGGGAUCUCUUGGCAAAUCCCAGGCUUCGGUGUGCCAUGAAGCACUUCGCGAAUUUAUACUUGAAACCAGGGACUUUGCUAAAUUGCUGGGUGACAUCCGAUCCGAUGGAAGCCGAAUCAAAGGAUUGAUUGAGCAGCGUAUUACCUUGAUCAAAUUAGUCGACCAAGAAGAGUUUCUGAAAACGAUAACCGUGCAAGCAGCAGCCAUCGCUGACGACAAAGGCUUAAUCACUGAUGCAGUCCUGCUGUAUCAUCUGGCCGAAGAUUACGAUCGUGUCAUUGAUAUAAUCAACCGGGCACUGUCCGACGCUGUUGCUGUAGAUUUAGGCGGGCCUGCCUUGAAACUACAGCCUAUGAGGCCUCGGGCUGAUAUGAUUGAGCAUACUCAGGAUCCAGUGCAUGAAAAUCAUUUGGAACCCGGAAGCAGUCUUAGUUUGACAGCUGUGGAUGAUCCGGUGGCUUUGGCGAAGAACAUGAUAGGCCUAUACAACGCAAAUGCACUUUAUUACCAGCAAAUCCGUCAAGUUAAUCGCGACGCAUGCGGGUUGCUGCUUAGGAUGAUGGAGGCAAAGAUGGAGGUGGAGGCAGCUAAGUGGACUCCCGCCCUAGAUGCCAUCAAUGAUCUAAACAUCCUCCCAUUACGAGCUAGGGGCUCUGUGCCGUACAUUAGAAACGCCGCUCAAGCCUUUUCGUCUUUUCCGGCCAUCAUUUCUCACAAUGUUGGCCAUGCGAUCAUGUGGAGUAUCACAUGCAUUGGCCAUGAACGGGAACGGUUGAACUCUGGUGCCUAUGAGAAUGAAAUUCGGCAAGGCCUUGCGGAUGAGCUGCUUGUCAUGGCCAAAGACUUGAUGAUUUUCUCGGGAAUGGUAAAAUAUAAGCUGCCACCCCGGGUAUACGAGACGCUUGCGCGAGCCGGGGCAGAAAUCGGGGCGUAUUAAAGGAACAACCCUUUUGAAUAUGACGAGGUUUUUACUCUGUGAAAUUGACUGAGUUACUAUUCUGAUAUAUUCUCUGAAGACUUAUCCGGAGUCGGAGCUUCGAUGGGUUAAGAAAGGUGUAGAUAGACGGUCAGAAAAAAUCAGGAACAAUAUGGAGAAUUCUCCAACAUAUGUUGUAUGGAAUCAUGAAGUAACCAAC
Molecule: messenger RNA, 3433 nt
Organism: Aspergillus heteromorphus CBS 117.55
Lineage: Eukaryota; Fungi; Ascomycota; Eurotiomycetes; Eurotiales; Aspergillaceae
Gene: nic96
Product: linker nucleoporin NIC96
Exons: 6
Coding region: 100-3234 (1044 amino acids)
Biological process (GO): poly(A)+ mRNA export from nucleus; protein import into nucleus
Cellular component (GO): nuclear pore
Molecular function (GO): structural constituent of nuclear pore
Source: RefSeq, a predicted model, not a curated record